Haliotis rubra (blacklip abalone) is the source of this 1206-nucleotide messenger RNA. RefSeq names its product M-phase inducer phosphatase-like. Gene Ontology annotation, molecular function: protein tyrosine phosphatase activity. Gene Ontology annotation, biological process: protein dephosphorylation; positive regulation of G2/MI transition of meiotic cell cycle; positive regulation of G2/M transition of mitotic cell cycle. Bases 1 to 1206 code for a protein of 401 amino acids. The transcript has 9 exons. NCBI's taxonomy places the organism in Eukaryota, Metazoa, Mollusca, Gastropoda, Lepetellida, Haliotidae. The record is from RefSeq and is a predicted model, not a curated record. Gene Ontology annotation, cellular component: cytoplasm; nucleus.
AUGACGAUGUCGGCCAAGUCUCACCUGAUGAAGGAGCAAGAAUUAGCUUUGAAACGUCGUGGCAACAGAAAAAGAAUCAUCAUCAUCAUCACCACCAUCAUCAUCACCAUCAUCCUCUACUAUACAAACCACCACAUCAUCAUCCCCGCCGUCGUCACCAUCAUCCUCUACUAUACAAACCCUUCUCGAAUCAACAUGAUGCUGGACUUCGACGACUGCGAGAUGGAAGCAGCCGACAUCUUCCUCAACAGCCCCGGUUCGGUGACGUCUGGCUACAUCAGCAUUGACGAUGACACCAGUCACAGUCUCGGCGAAUUCAGCAAGUCCGAGGAUAUGGACUUCGGCAUGUUCCCCCUGGAGUCUCUGACCAACCAGUCCCUCACACAGAACGGCAAAGACUUCUCCAUCAGAACCCCACUACGACGAUGCAACUCCCUGGACAUGAGAAAGAAGUUGUUCCAGAGCCAAAACACCUCCCCCUACGAUGGUGAAUGUCGUCCCACCCGUAGACCCACCAAGAUGAGGAGACUUAGACUGUCUGGAGAAGAGAACGUAAUUCCUCAGCAGCCGUCCUCCCCUGCUCCCCCAUCUCACGAGCAACUGAGAAUCCAGGCAGCAGUUGAACGCCUGGAAAGUGCUGAGCUCAUUGCUGACGGAAGCAAGACAUACGCCCUGCCCCUUCAGCAAGGUAAACACAAGGAUCUUAAGUCUGUGUCCCCCACCACAAUCGCCCACCUCCUCUGCGGCCACUACGCUGACACCGUCGACGAGUACGCCAUCAUCGACUGCAGAUACCCUUACGAAUAUGAAGGAGGUCACAUCUCUGGUGCUGUCAACAUGUACACGUAUGACCAGAUCAACGAACUCCUGGAAGAAACAACAAAGAUGGGCCCGACCAACAAGCGACGUGUUAUCGUCUUCCACUGCGAGUUCUCAUCCAAGAGAGGCCCUUCUCUGUUGCGUUUUCUUCGCUCUCAAGACCGUAAUAUGAACUCCGAACACUACCCCAAGCUGCAUUAUCCUGAAAUCUACAUCCUAGAGGGUGGUUACAAGGCUUUCUUCGAACAACACCAGAAUCUGUGCGAUCCUCAGACAUACACCCCAAUGUUGCACGAGGACUACUCCUCUGACCUACGUCACUUCCGCACCAAGGCCAAGUCGUGGACCGCUGGCGAGAAGAAACGAACACGCUGUCUCCGCUUCUAG